AGAAAUCUUAUCCACAAAGGCACAAACCUCAUCCAAAAUCCAAAUGUCUUCAUCCCCACUCCUCCACCUCUCGUUCCAAUUCCAAAAAUGCCGUCCAUCCUACAUACAACCAAAAUCUCAUCUUCCCACAGAGCUUUUCUGCAAGCUAACUCGGGAGUGUAAUUAAUCAUGUCAUGCUCCCACCCCGCAAUGCUUCUGUCGUCCACCCACCCCUCUCCUUCCUCUUCCCUCUCUUUCGCCUCCUCUCUCAACCCUAACCACCUCCCUGCCCAUAACUCUUCUCCACUCCCCUGCCCCACACCGAGACCGUCGAUUCGAUGCGACCUCCGCCAGCUCCGAGAUCGCAUCGUUUCAGUGAAGAACACGGGGAAGAUCACGGAGGCGAUGAAGCUGGUGGCCGCCGCCAAAGUGAGGAGAGCCCAAGAAGCUGUGGUCAACGGCCGGCCGUUCUCUGAGACCCUCGUCGAGGUUCUCUAUAACAUUAACGAACAGCUCCAGCAGUCCGAUGCCGUGAGUGAGAUCCCUCUCACUCGUGUUAGGCCGGUAAAAAAGGUUGCUCUAGUGGUUAUCACCGGGGACCGUGGACUCUGCGGCGGAUUCAACAAUAGCCUCAUCAGAAAAGCUGAGACCAGGAUUUCUGACAUAAAGAGCCUUGGGAUUGAUUACACUGUGAUAAGUGUGGGUAAAAAGGGAAACUCCUACUUCAGCCGUAGACCCCACAUUCCUGUGGAUAGGUUUCUCGACGGCUCUUCUCUCCCCACCUCUAAAGAUGCCCAGGCGAUAGCUGACGACGUCUACUCGCUCUUCAUCAGUGAAGAGGUGGACAAGGUUGAGCUUCUGUACACAAAGUUCGUAUCUCUGGUGAAAUCAGAGCCGGUGAUUCAAACGUUGCUCCCCAUUUCUCCUAUAGGGGAGGUCUGCGAUAUCAACGGGAAGUGCGUGGAUGCAGCAGAGGAUGAGUUCUUCAGGCUGACGACGAGAGAGGGGAAACUGACAGUGGAGAGAGACGUGAGGAGGCGAGAGACACCGGAGUUCUCGCCAAUCAUGGCGUUCGAGCAGGACCCGAUUCAGAUACUGGAUGCGUUGUUGCCUCUGUAUCUGAACAGUCAGAUUCUGAGAGCGCUGCAGGAAUCAAUGGCCAGUGAGUUGGCUGCCAGGAUGAGUGCGAUGAGCAGUGCGACUGACAAUGCUAAUGAUUUGAAGAAGACACUGUCUAUAUCGUAUAACCGAGAGCGUCAGGCGAAGAUUACCGGUGAAAUCUUGGAGAUUGUUGCUGGUGCUAAUGCCUCUGUAUAAUACUCGUAUAUCAUUCUUAUCAUUAUUGCAUGCUUCCAGGGGUUGAUGAUGAUACUCAUAUAUUUUAUCCUCCAUUUCAUACAAAUGGUUUGCUCGAAUACAUGAGAAGAUGAUGUAUUAAUUGAUAAAGAUUAUGGGGAUAGAGCUUAGCUACACAUAAUGUAUAUGUCCAGAUUUUUUUAUCUGGAAUUUGUAAGACAUGAAAUAAUGAUAAGUCCUUGAGUUAAUUGUUUGAGACAAGAGAAUUCGUUAAUGAAGGUUAAUGAAGACAAU
Molecule: messenger RNA, 1569 nt
Organism: Cuscuta europaea
Lineage: Eukaryota; Viridiplantae; Streptophyta; Magnoliopsida; Solanales; Convolvulaceae
Source: the annotation of a GenBank genome assembly